AACAUAUUUCUCUUGUUCAUUUUAGUCUAUAUUUAUAAAGUACAACUAACUAUGAAACCUAAAGUUGUAAUUGUUUUUGUUUUUUUAUCUUAAACUAGUACAAGUAGUAUCACAGAGUCGAGUUAGAACUAAGAUUAACAAAUUAGGCCCUAAGAGUAAGAGUAAAGAGAACUAAGACUCACAAGUCAUAUGACUCGAGGACCACUAGUACAGGCCACUGGGGAUGAUUUUGGGAUUGGAAUGAUUAUUUUAUAAGGUCUUUCAACUUGAUUUCUCCUGAGAAAAGAAAGGUUGCAGGUCGGAGAAGAAAAAACUGACUGGAAGGUUAUUGCUAUAGAGAACUUCACAGAGAUCAAGAUGCUAAAUGCCAACCAUGCAGGAAAAUUAGAAAAAAAUUAACAUGAUACCUAUACUCUUAGUUUUGAAGAAGGAAAGGCAAGCCAUGUAGAAAAGCUGAACAGUGGCUCAAAGUCCUAUUUAAUAUCGGGAAGAAAACUUGUUUAUUUUGAUAAUCACUAAUGACAAGUACAAGUUAUCGAAUGGAUAGUUUGGGACGUCGCAGUGAGACAGUCAGCUGUCUAGUCAACCAGGUCAUAUUUUUUAUGCUAUGUGAUCGUUGGUUUUGUCCUAAGGAGAGGUUGACAGGCUUGUAUUCGUUGUUAUUUUACAAUGUUUUCUGUUAUCUGAUUACCUAUGCUCGCCGUUUGCUCGACUUUCAUAAUUACUCGCCAAUAGUUCGUAUGUCAGAGCAUACAAACAUCCGUCACCUCAGCUUGACUGCAACCAAAAUAAUCCUGGAUUUAACCAAAGCAAUCACUUUUGUCAUCACUGGGGUAUUCAUGUUGCUGGUGUUUGGUUUGGAGCAAGGCUUGGAGCAUUUCAGUCCAACGUGGUGGUAUAUUAUGGUAACAACCAUGUAUUUCCUCCUCACAGAACGAGCCUGCCAGCAGAGAGCCCCUACUGUGUUGUCCUGGAUGCAGCUGGAUAUGCUAGAGAAUUUGGAGCCACUGUGGUGUCCUGUUCUUCUGCGUUUUCUCUCCUCCUUUGCUUCAGGACUUAUGAUCACUGUUGUUUUGCUGUGUACCGAUGGAGGUUGGAUGCUUAUACUUGCAGCUAGUUACAUCAAUGUCUUUCUGGGUAUACGUGAUCUUGAAAAACACUGGAAACUUCUUCUGCAGGAGCGAGCAUGCCUUGAUAAAUACAGAUAUGCGACUCGUAAGGAGCUCACCGAGAGGGAUGAUGUGUGUGCAGUAUGCCUUCAGGCAAUGAUGUGUGCCAGGGUUACGCCUUGUCGACACAUGUUUCACGGUGACUGUCUCAGAAGAUGUUUAAAAGAACGCACUACUUGUCCACUGUGCAAGCAAGAGCUCUAGUCAAUUGUGCCAAAAGUCUUUUUAUUUUGACUGUACAUAUACAUUAAGGAGUUGUAGAGCUAGUUCCUGCUUCACCUUAGCCUUAUGUAACAAGACUACUGAGUUGAAAUACAAUAUGUGAGUGCCUUGAGAGAAAGAGAGUUAAGCUUUUUAUUGCUUAGUGGAGAUUUAAAUUUGUAUGUUUUACAAUAAUAAAAGUUUGGCUGUUU
This is a messenger RNA of Limulus polyphemus (Atlantic horseshoe crab), 1582 nucleotides long. Its product is annotated as E3 ubiquitin-protein ligase HRD1-like. The coding region runs from base 519 to 1373 and encodes 284 amino acids. The transcript is spliced from 3 exons. Gene Ontology annotation, biological process: ubiquitin-dependent protein catabolic process. The record is from RefSeq and is a predicted model, not a curated record. NCBI's taxonomy places the organism in Eukaryota, Metazoa, Arthropoda, Merostomata, Xiphosura, Limulidae. Gene Ontology annotation, molecular function: ubiquitin protein ligase activity.